CCCUUUCUAUCUUUCUCUCCUUAUUCGUGCCAUUUCAAUUUUUCAUUCCUCAUUUCAUCUGCUAGUUAUCACAUUUCUUACCAUCUAUUCUGAUCGAUUGCUUUCUUUUCACCCAUUUAUGCCAUUACCGUCUACCAUCUCAUCCUUGUUUUGCAUCCAAACUUUCUGGAUUCUGGUGGCUUCAAACCAUUCCCUUCGGAACCUCUGUGUUGGGUGCAAUGGAAUUCACGAACUUUUUUUUUUCUUUUCAAUUUCUGCUUUAUAUAAACAUGCCCCGGAUUCUACUUUUAGUUAAAUUUUCGUAUGAGUUGGCCUUUUUCCCGUGAAAUCUAGAAUUAUACUAUUUUCAGUCUUUGAACAUCAGAAAUCAGAAUACACCAUUUUCGUUUUUCCGUUGUUCAUUUGAAGAUUAAAGAGGGAAUAAACCUGGUUAGACGUGUUUGAGGGGACAAGUCCUUUUUCAGCAGUUUCUUCCUCACCUAUAAUUUGCUUAGGUGUGUACUCGGCUGUGCAGCUUGCAUAUUCUUGGGGAUCUUCAUUUUUAUCUAACCUGCUUUUCAUCUUCUUUUGCUGUAAUUUUUUUUUUCUGUUCUUCUUAUGGUUGAAACGAACCCGACAGUUUGCAUGGUUUUUUGCUCGAUGAAUGCAUAGAACAGAGUUAUGCUUUAUGUCAUUGCUAUUUCACUCUAUUUGUGAUUAUUGUAAGAUUUGGUGUUUGUUUGGUUUUAAGUCGAGGAGAAUUGAAUAUAACUGUUGAAUUUAAGUCAUGUAUACAUUGAUAUGAACCACGUAUUUUUAUUGGAAGUUUUGAGAGUUUAUGUCCACUUCUCGUUGUCUAUGUUUUAAUAUAUCUGGCAGGAUUAGAGGGAAGAGACUAAAAAUGGUGAAACCAACAUAUGAAAGAUUUUCAAAGGAUUUUGUAAUGGGAGGAGCAGCAGCAAUCAUAUCAAAGACUGCUGCAGCACCAAUUGAGAGAGUAAAGCUUUUAUUGCAAAACCAAGGUGAAAUGAUUAAAAGAGGACAACUCAAAAGACCAUACUUGGGCGUGUCUGAUGGCUUUAAGAGGGUCUUCACAGAGGAGGGUUUGAUUGCCUUUUGGAGAGGUCACCAGGCCAAUGUUAUCCGAUACUUUCCCACACAGGCUUUCAAUUUUGCAUUCAAAGGUUACUUCAAAAGCAUUUUUGGGUAUUCCAAAGAGAGAGACGGGUACAUUAAGUGGUUUACUGGGAAUGUGGCUUCAGGCAGUGCUGCAGGAGCAACAACUUCAGUUCUACUAUAUCAUUUAGAUUACGCACGUACACGAUUGGGCACUGAUGCAAUAGAGUGCCGCGGUACCAGUCAACGCCAGUUUAAAGGACUAAUUGAUGUGUAUAGGAAGACCUUAUCAAGUGAUGGAAUUGCUGGAUUGUACAGGGGAUUUGGCAUUUCUAUUUGGGGAAUUGCCAUGUAUCGUGGGAUGUACUUUGGGAUCUAUGACACCAUGAAGCCUAUUGUUUUAGUGGGGCCAUUUGAGGGGAACUUUCUUGCUAGUUUCUUCUUAGGGUGGAGCAUCACAACUUUUUCAGGGGUUUGUGCAUACCCUUUUGAUACAUUGCGCAGGAGAAUGAUGCUUACCUCUGGACAUCCAAACAAGUACCGUAAUUCAAUACAUGCAUUUCGUGAUAUUGUUGGACAAGAGGGUUUCUUAGCUCUAUUUCGAGGAGUUACAGCAAACAUGCUUCUUGGUAUGGCAGGAGCUGGGGUGCUUGCUGGAUAUGAUCAGCUGAAUAGCAUCUCAUCCAGACAUAGUCACUAUAACGAGACAAAUCAAAGAGUUUUGAAAUGAAUGGCGGAUUUGUAAGCGAGAAAACCAUAAUAUAGAAAAGGAAAAUUCAUCAUCUAGAAUGCAUAUUAUGCCUGUUUAUUUCAAAGGUUUGAUCUGAAGGAUCAUAACGGAGGUAUUUGUUCUGUAAAGUUUAAACUAAUCUAUAGUUCCAUAAGUAAUCACAUUUAUCA
Messenger RNA from Vigna umbellata (rice bean), 1995 nucleotides. RefSeq names its product endoplasmic reticulum-adenine nucleotide transporter 1 (gene ER-ANT1). Gene Ontology annotation, cellular component: mitochondrial inner membrane. NCBI's taxonomy places the organism in Eukaryota, Viridiplantae, Streptophyta, Magnoliopsida, Fabales, Fabaceae. Gene Ontology annotation, biological process: mitochondrial ADP transmembrane transport; mitochondrial ATP transmembrane transport. Gene Ontology annotation, molecular function: ATP:ADP antiporter activity. The record is from RefSeq and is a predicted model, not a curated record.